AUGGCUCCGGCGAUUAAAGCCCCUCUCUUGCCGAACCUAGAGCCUUCUUCGUCAUCACCAUCGGAGGAGAAACAUGGCUCAUUCGCCGGAGCUGUGUUCAAUGUCUCGACGAGCAUAGUCGGAGCCGGGAUCAUGUCGAUUCCGGCGGCGUUUAAAGUCCUGGGCGUAAUCCCAUCUCUCUCGAUAAUCGUGAUCAUAGCUUGGCUCUCCAAUGUAUCGGCUGGGUUUCUGAUGAAAUCCACGCUCGCCGGCGAAUCAAAGACUUACGCCGGCGUAAUGAAGGAAUCGUUCGGGAAAUCCGGCUCCGUCGCUGUUCAGAUUAUCACAAUGGUUGUCACUUUUGGGUCUAUGAUCAUCUUCUCGAUUAUCAUAGGUGAUGUUCUCUCGGGUAAUGAAAACGGCGGAGUUGUACAUUUGGGUCUUCUUCAAGGAUGGUUUGGUUUCCAUUGGUGGAAUACGAGAUUCUUCGGAUUGUUGUUCAUCUUCGUCUUCCUCUUGCUUCCUUUAUCCUUAUGCAGACGCGUAGAUAGAUUAGCAUUUAGCUCUGCAAUCUCGUUUCUGCUUGCGUUGCUCUUUGUUGUGAUAAGCUCUGCGCUAGCGAUCAUCGCACUCGUGCAAGGGAAAACAAAGAAUCCAAGACUGUUCCCAGAGCUCAACAAUGGAGGAGAGUCAUUCUUCAAUCUCUUCAUCUCUUCACUGCUUCCCCUGUUAUUGUCACUGCCUUCACCUUCCAUUUCAAUCUCCAUCCAGUAG
This is a messenger RNA of Microthlaspi erraticum, 753 nucleotides long. Lineage: Eukaryota; Viridiplantae; Streptophyta; Magnoliopsida; Brassicales; Brassicaceae. The record is from the annotation of a GenBank genome assembly.